AUGAAACCUUGGACUCUCCAGCUCCGGCUACGAAUCAUCCCAGAGCUUCGGCGAACGUCAAUUUACAAUGAUGUAAUAAAAGACUGUCACAUUGCUGCCGUAGGAGCUGAUCAAUUUGAGAGUCAAGGGGCUUCCUUUCAAGGAGGUUAUGAUUCUGGAUUAGGAGGUCACCAAGUCAGUGCAUCAUCAUUUGAAUCAUCAUCUUUUGGAGGUGGAUUU
This is a messenger RNA of Didymodactylos carnosus, 219 nucleotides long. Lineage: Eukaryota; Metazoa; Rotifera; Eurotatoria; Philodinida; Philodinidae. The record is from the annotation of a GenBank genome assembly.